Messenger RNA from Stegastes partitus (bicolor damselfish), 4562 nucleotides. RefSeq names its product protein spire homolog 1-like. Gene Ontology annotation, molecular function: actin binding; microtubule binding. Gene Ontology annotation, biological process: actin filament polymerization; intracellular transport; Golgi vesicle transport. Lineage: Eukaryota; Metazoa; Chordata; Actinopteri; Pomacentridae. The record is from RefSeq and is a predicted model, not a curated record. Gene Ontology annotation, cellular component: cytoplasmic vesicle membrane; cell cortex. The transcript has 17 exons. Bases 1 to 2457 code for a protein of 818 amino acids.
AUGGCGGAGCGGCGAUGCGGCGGGGACCACGGAGGACUGACGGAUGCUGCUGCAGCGACUCGCCGGGAUGAGCAGCAGCGUCGCAACACGAUGAAUUCUCCGGAGGAAGCCGGAGCGGAGGACCUGUCUUUGGAGGAGAUACUGAGGCUUUAUAACCAGCCCAUCAACGAGGAGCAGGCAUGGGCGGUGUGUUACCAGUGCUGCAGGACGCUGGCCAGGAGGCAGCGGGGCAGGAGGAGCUCCACCGCCGCCGCAGCCGCCGCCGGAGCAUCGUCAGCGGAGCCUCCGAGGAAGAUAUCAGGAUCUGGGGAUGUUAGGAUACAGAAAGACGGGUCUGUCAGGGUGGAACACCAAGACUGUGAAGGUAAAUUCAGCCCUUGCACAACAAUAGAGGUAAUCGAGUCUCUCGGCAUCAUGAUUUACAAGGCUUUGGACUACGGGCUGAAGGAAAAUGAAGAGCGAGAGCUCAGCCCUCCCCUGGAGCAGCUCAUUGACCUCAUGACCAACAUGGCCGAGAAGGACGCCUGCCCCGACGAAGGCUACGAGGCCACAGAGGAAGAAGAUGAGGCAGAGGAUGAUAACAUCUCCAGCGCUCACGGCUACAGAGAUAUCCUCAAGCUGUGUACAGCUCAUCUACCCAGUCUGUCAGAUGCCCCCAGUCACUACCAGGCAGUGUGCCGGGCUCUGUACACAGAAACCAGGGAGCUACGCACUUUCCUGGAUAAGAUCAAGAGUGCCAAAGAGAACCUCCGUAAGAUGGAGGCGGAGACGUCAGAGGAGCCUGGCCGAGAUCUGAACGAGCUCCAGAACGCUGACUGGGCUCGAUUCUGGGUUCAGGUGAUGAGGGAUCUGCGCGAAGGAGUCAAGCUAAAGAAGGUGCAGGAGCGCCAGUACAACCCUCUGCCCAUCGAGUACCAGCUCACUCCUUAUGAGAUGCUCAUGGACGACAUCAGGUCCAAGCGAUACAAACUGCGCAAAGUCAUGGUCAAUGGAGACAUCCCACCAAGGUUAAAGAAAAGUGCUCAUGAAGUCAUCCUGGAGUUUAUCAGAUCCAGACCACCUCUCAAUCCUGUGUCAGCUCGUAAGCUGAAGCCACAGCAGCAGCCUCCUCCCACUCUGCACGAGCGGAUCCUGGAGGAGAUCAAAGCAGAGAGGAAACUUCGCCCGGUGUCGCCUGAUAUGGUCCGCCGGGGCAGGCUGGGUUUUGGCAAAACUCGCAGUAUGCCACAGGAUUUGUUCCGUACGGGAACAGAUGAGUUUAGUCCGUACAUGGGCAGGAGGGCGUCCAGUACUCUGUCUCUGAUCAACGGGUCGGCAUCUCCCAGAGUGGAACCAUCCGGAUCUCAGUCGGUACCUCAGAGGAAGAGACUUCUGAAGGCUCCCAGCCUGGCAGAGCUGGACAGCUCCGACUCUGAUGAUGAGAUUGUUGGGCGCAAAUCAGCCAGCAGCUCCAGUGUGGCGACAUCUUUGAUGGAUGAUACAUCCCCAGAGUCUGUGCUGGGGAAGAAAACUCCACCCAUGUUCCUGCCGAUCUCUUCUACACCUCAGCCAGAGAGGCGUCAGACACCCCAGAGGAGACACUCCAUCGAGAAAGAAACACCGACCAACGUCCGACUUUUUCAACCACCAUCCAAACAGAACUCCAAGUCUCUGGAGGAGUUCUGUUUCCCUGUGGAGUGUCUUUCUCUGACGGUGGAGGAGGUGAUGCACAUCAGACAGGUGCUGGUGAAGGCCGAGCUGGAGAAGUUCCAGCAGUACAAAGACGUCUACACCGCUAUGAAGAAGGGAAAGCUUUGCUUCUGUUGUCGAACCAAAAGGUUUUCCUUUUUCACUUGGUCCUACAUCUGCCAGUUCUGCAAAAAGCCUGUGUGCUCCCAGUGCUGCAAAAAGAUGCGGCUUCCCUCCAAACCUUAUUCCAGUUUGCCCAUCUACUCCAUUGGCUCGACUAACACUCUCCCCAGGGAGAGAAUAACUGCCAUGGCUGCUGUGGGACAAGGACUCUCUGUGGCUGAAGGGCCGGGGCCGUCAGCAGUGGAAGGGGCCGUUGCGCCCCCCACUUUGAAAGGAGCGACAAAAGCAGCAUCUAGAGGAGCUGCUAAAGCUUCUGGAGCAGCAGCAGCAGCAGCAGGGGCAGCAGCUGCUAAAUCAGAUAAAUCCUCCAGUAGCCCACAGCGCCACAGUAUCCAGAAGACCAUGUCCAAGUUUUCGAAGCACGGCUCUCUAAAGUCUCACGAAGAGCUGGAGCUUCCCCCUGAGCUGACAGAGGACUGGGCCACCAUGGAAGUGUGUGUGGACUGCAAGAGGUUCAUCUCCGACAUAAUCGCCUCCAGCAAGCACAGCCUGUCACUGGCCACCAAGAGGGCUCGCUUAAAACGCAAGACGCAGUCCUUCUACCUGUCCUCCCCGAAAGGAAGGGAGGACUACCGGCCGUCCGAACGAACAAUCAACGAAAUCUGAAACUCUGUAUCUCUCUGUCUGGCUGCUUCCAGCUACAAUGGCACAAUUCUAAAAACUUAGCACUGGGUUUGGUCUUAGUGUCUGUGAAUACUUGAGAGAGAAAACUGUCAGAAUGGCUGGUGGUGGACAGUGUGGUUUUUGUUGCUGUGUCUUGAUCAUCGUGUACAGCUCCUCCAGACAACAGCGUACUGUAGAUCUGCCAGUCUUUUUGCUGUUUUACAAUAUCAUCGAAGAAUAAAUGAAAAUCCUUUAACCUCUGGCCACAGACAUUUGACUGGAAAGAAAAGUGGAAAGUCAAAGUGGACCGACCUCCCUUCCCUCUUUCCCCUCUGAUAGCUUGGCAGUGUGGUCCUCCCCAACUCACAUUCAACUCAAAGCACAAUGCAGAAGAGAGAUCAUGUUGUAAACUGAGAGUGAAAAUACAGAAUAUUAAACUGUACGUUUUGUAUGGGUUAUAAUUUAGUUUUUUACAUGUGUGUACAGUAAAUGAUUGUUCGAUAAAAUGCCACUCGCUCUUUUUCAUUUGGAUUUCUGCUGAUGAUGCUCGGAGAGACUUUCCCUCCUCUCUGCUACUGUCACCACUCAUCAAAGCAUGCUUAUGUUUUUCAUGAGGAACACUCUCCAUGUUUGUUUUUCCUGCACACAAAGAGAAAAAUCACCAAAUGAUAGUGCCAAAUGAUAACUUCUUACUCGUGACCCAAGAAAAAGUUUUUUCACCCGAUGGACAUUUGAAGUGAUCUUACAGCAAAGUUAGCCAACCCCUACUCAUUAAACCCUCUCUUCACAAAGUCAUUAAGAAAAAUUCUUAUGUGUUUAACGCUCAUAAACGUAGUUAAUUUGCUUCAUCACAACUGUGUGGGUGUUUGAUCAGGUUUGACUGACGGCAGUUUGCUGCUCCAGUGAUUUAAUAUUGCACUUUUAAAAGUUUUUUUUUCUUUUUUGUAAUGGUAAGAAUUGACACCACUAAGGCUGACAUACUGUUCUUUAGGUUGCCCCAGAAAGUGUAACUAUCUUAAGUUAUACCAACCCUGACUGGUAAAUGUGCAUGGUCUAACAGUUUUCUGUUAUAAACUCAUCUGAGUUCCAAUCUUAGACAGAUUUGAUGAUAUUACUGUUUCCAGAGGUUGUGAAGAGUUCAUGUGUACAAUCAAUGCAGUGCUUCUAUGAGCAAAUCUCCCAAGAGCACAAGCAAAACAUCUCUCGUGUGACCAAUGCUGUUUAACAAGAGUUCUUGCAGAAGCAGAUUACUUGUAGUUAGAGGGUGGUGGAGAAAAUUUAGUUUUAGGGCCUUUAAAGCACAUUGCUUAAUUGUUAUUUACUCGUGUGCACAGCAGGAAUAAAAACAUUAUUACCUACAGUACCGUGUGUAGGAUUUCCCAGACUUGCCUUUUAAUAAUUUACAUGAAAAAUGUGUGUAUUAAAAAAAAUACCUUUACACUGAUAAAUAUAUAGCCUAUAUUAACUCCUUCACUUUUCUUUACGUUAACUUUUCAACUUGUGUUUGUGUUGUGUAAUUAUGACUCUUAAUAAAUGCCUCAUGUACAGAUAAUGAAUCCCAGUUCACUGUAUAGGCAGCAAAAAAUGAUAACAUACUGUCCUGCUUUUUAACACAUAAAGCAAGUCUUAAUAUGUUGCCUUUAUUUUUUCCCCUUUGUCAUUCAGAGUGUCACCGGCAGGAAUUAAUACCUGCACUGUGGCCUGGAUGUUUAUUUUGUUCUUCAUCACAUUCCUCAUCUUCCUCCCGACAUAUUUCUGCCUUAAAAGUUGCCUUUUAUUAUCAUUCUCAUACGUUGAGCAGUCAUCUACUGUUACUGUACAUACUUUGUUUCUACUGGUUUGUUUGUAGAUCAGGUGUGUGUUGCCUUGACGAUGACAGCAAGACCGCUGUAAAAGUGUGUCUCUGAGAGGGAAACGUUCCCAGUACAGCGUGUUCAGGUCAUAGUGGAGGGGAGGAGUGGGAGGAAACCUCACAGUGUGACAGACAGCAUCAUGCAUGUACUACAGUGUAGCUUGUACCUUCAAUCUGUAUUACCUUCAAGCUGUACCUCCCUGCAGAGAGUGCAACAAAUGAUGACUACAACAAUAAACUGUAAUGCAAUACCUGA